AGGUUGCAAACAAAGGCUUAACCCAAAAUGGGUCUGUGGAGGGGUCUCUGCUGCCUGUUCCUCCUUCUGGCUCCUCAGCUGUGUUCUUCUAUCAUGCAGAAUGGAAGCAUCGUGCCUGGAGCUGGCCCUGGAAGGAGAGCGUCUGUGUAAGGCAGGGGACUUCAAAGCUGGGGCAGCCUUCUUCGAAGCAGCCGUGCAGGUGGGGACAGAGGACCUGAAGACUCUCAGUGCCAUCUACAGCCAGCUGGGCAAUGCCUAUUUCUACCUGAAGGAGUACUCCAAAGCCCUGGAGUACCAUAAGCAUGACCUCACAUUGGCCAGGACCAUUGGGGACCGCAUUGGAGAAGCCAAGGCAAGCGGCAACCUUGGGAAUACAUUGAAAAUACUUGGGCAGUUUGAUGAAGCUGUUGUUUGUUGCCAGAGACACCUGGACAUUUCUCAGGAGCAAGGAGACAAGAUAGGUGAAGCCAGAGCACUCUAUAACAUAGGAAAUGUUUACCACGCCAAGGGAAAGCAUUUGUCUUGGAACAUGGUCCAGGACCCAGGCUACCUGCCUCAAGAAGUCAAGGAGACGCUACAGAAAGCUUCAGAAUACUAUGAGAGGAACCUGUCCCUGGUGAAGGAGCUGGGGGACAGGGCUGCACAGGGCCGUGCUUAUGGCAACCUUGGCAACACGCAGUACUUGCUGGGCAACUUCAGCGAAGCCAUUGCCUUCCACAAGGAGCGCCUGGCUAUUGCCAAGGAGUUUGGGGACAAAGCAGCCGAGAGGAGAGCAUACAGCAACCUGGGCAAUGCACACAUCUUCCUUGGGAGAUUUGACAUCUCUGCUGAAUACUACAAGAAGACACUCCAACUCUCCAGACAACUCAAAGACCAAGCAGUAGAAGCCCAGGCUUGCUACAGUCUUGGAAACACAUACACACUGCUUCAAGACUAUGAGAAAGCAAUUGAAUACCAUCUAAAACACUUGGUGAUAGCUCAGGAGCUGGGAGACAGGGUGGGAGAGGGAAGGGCCUGCUGGAGUCUUGGAAAUGCCUACGUCUCCCUGGGGAGCCAUGAACAAGCUUUGCACUUUGCAAGGAAGCAUCUUGAAAUCUCCCAAGAGAUUGGGGACCGGACUGGAGAGCUGACAGCACAGGUGAACAUGGCCCAGCUCAGGACAGCCCUCGGCUUGGGCCCUGGUGAUGAGGAUGUGGGCAUGGCUUGUCCUUACUCUGGCUAUGAGGCACAAGGAGCCAGGCCCAAGAGAGUCCAAAGGAACAGCAUGGACAGCUUAGACCUCCUGAAGUUCCCUUCUGAAAAGGACCAGAAUGGGGACAGCCAUCACGUGGGAGACCUGAAGAUCUCGGGAAAAGAGUUCUUGUCUUUACCUGUGAGGUCGAAGAAAUACCGAGAGCACCAACUGGGUUUGGAGAGGAGGCCCCAAGGGCCGUGCGCAUCGCCCCUGGAUAGCAGCCAAGUCCGAGUGCAAGUGCCACAGUCGAAGAUCAACCGGACCCCUUCGGAUGAGGAAUGCUUCUUUGACCUGCUGAGCAAGUUCCAGAGCAACCGGAUGGACGAUCAGCGCUGCCCACUGGAGGAAUGCCCGUCAGAGGCUGCAGAGGCAGCAGCCACACCAGUCCCAGCCCUGGAAGAACGGAUACCACACUCCUCCCUGAUGGCAUCCCCGCAGACAGAGGAGUUCUUCGAUCUCAUUGCCAGCUCGCAGAGCAGACGGCUGGAUGACCAGCGUGCCAACGUGGGCAACCUGCCAGGCCUCCGGAUAACACACAACAACCUGGGGCACCUGUGCAUGGAGGGGGACGCCCAGGAGCCAGGGGAUGAGUUCUUCAACAUGCUGAUGAAGUGUCAGUCCUCUAGGAUAGAUGACCAGCGCUGUGCACCACCAGACUCCAUCCCCCGUGGUCCCACGAUGCCAGAUGAGGAUUUCUUCAGCCUCAUCCAGCGGGUCCAGGCCAAACGCAUGGAUGAGCAGAGGGUAGAUCUGGCCUCAGCACAAGAGGAGGCAGAAGAGGAGCAGCAAAGGCCUGGUUCCAGCUAAGAACUGGGGUUAAGUCUGAGGGGUUUGUUUUAGUUUCAUUUGUUUGGGUUUUUUUUGUUUGUUUUUGUUUUGUUUUUCAAAAAGAACUUAAGUGUAGGUGGUUUCAAACCAGAGUGCUCCUGCACCACCAGACUUCUUCCAGGAUCUGCACCUCAACUGCACUGCACUUGUUCACAGGAAGGGACUGUUUUGAAACAAGGGUUUUUUUAGGAGAUGUGGCUUCUGUAACAAUGGGCACAGCUCAAGGGAAGAAGACCUUGGCAGCCCCUCUGCUUGUCACCUAAAGCUCCAGGAACUCACACUGGCAGCUGAAGGAGGAGCAGGUACUGAAAUGCAGUCUUGAUCUUCUUUAUUUCUAAAAUACUUUUAAUAGGGGAAGGGAAGAGCACCUUUUCCAUUUUGCAGUCACAUCUGCGUCAUGAGACGACACAAGUUGUUCUGGAUCCUUUCCUGGAACAUCUUCAUCAGUUUUGUUCUUUCUGCAGAAGGAAAUGGGCCCAAAUCAGAAGCUGCAAAGGACCUUUUAAAGCUCACCCCACCCCUGGCUGCAGCUACGGUCCCCCAUGCUUUGAAGUUUGUUCUGGGGUUGCAAUGAACCUCUGCAGUGAGAGCUGUAUGCUGUCCCCUCUGCUUCCUCAGCUGCUCCUGUACAGAUUUGUGCCAGAAGCUCCAAAGCAGGAGCUGGGGCUCUCCCACUUUUACCUUUAGUGGGAUCUGGAGACCUCCAGAGAACAAGCAUGGGACAAAGCCUGAAAGGUAAGUGCCAGCUAUGCAGCCUGCAUUGCAGCCACAAGACCAGAGCUGGUACUUUGGAAAGAAGGAAGAAAGUCUUCUGCCCAUUUAUUCAGCACAGAAAUCAAACUUAGCUGAACUCGUUGUUUCUGGUGCAGCUGAGCCACAAGCCUCACAUGGGACUGUCCAGUGUGCCUAAGGCAGAAACCUGCAUCUGGCACUCACCUGCUUUGUAAGCCAGCAAUGUUUUCUGGCCGUGGCUUGUCAGGAGAGCAAGCAGAACUACCCCCUGCAGCUGGCAGUGGAGGACAAUAGCACUCCCCUCGUUUCUCCUGAAAGAAACCAGUGCUGUGCUGCUCUGUGCCCCAGCAGACCUGCUCUCAGCAAGGCAGCCCUUAUUCUGCACACUGUCUCGUCUCACACUAGCAAGAAAUGGAGCCUUGGUGACAGCUUCAGGUUGAGAUUGUUACUGGGAAGUCAGUUUCACCCUGUAUGCAAAUGCAAGGGUCUACAUUUACUUUCAUCCCUUUUGGUAAAGUUGGAAAUGCAAGCCCAGAGAAGAAGGGCAGCAGAGAUGGAACUUCAGGAGGUGGAAUGCUUGACCAGAGAGGCUAUCCUGGACUUGAGAAUGAGUUCUGCCAAAGCAGCUGUUUCCUAUAGGGAACAAAUCAGCACUUUCUAAUCAAAAUGCAUUUGACAGAGACAUUUCCUACCAGCAGUAAGAUUUUCAGACCAGUGAUGCUGCUCACCAGGCAUUUAACCUGCCUAUACUGACCAUGGGAGGGGUGGCUGCAUUUCAGCUGCUGCCAGGGAGCACUCACCUGCUGCCCAGAGUGCUGGGCUGAGCCUCUGCCUCCUUCCUGGGACAGGUCAGACAGCUGAGAUCAGGCAGGAGAAUGUGCACAGCCACGUAUAUACCUACCUAGCUUGUACCUGUAAAGAGGACAACAUUGGAGAUGAGGACAACUUGACCAGCUCCAGGCUUGGCCCUGUGCAGCUCUCAGCCAGGUGGUGAACUGGAAUCUGACCAUUAAGCUUUCAGAGGUGUUAAUUAUUUGCCAUAUACUUGAAUGUAUGAGCUUAUUUAUUUUUUACAUGUGCAUUUGCUAAUGUCAUUUUAAUGGGGGAUUUCCAACCCACAGGUACUUUUUUCUAAAAAAAAAAAAAAAAAAUAAUCUGCCAAAUGAAUUAAUAUAUUAGAAACAAAUGCAGCUCAUGGGUAAGGGAGGAUUGUGCUUAAUAAAUAUUUGUGUCUAAGCUUCA
Molecule: messenger RNA, 4036 nt
Organism: Lagopus leucura (white-tailed ptarmigan)
Lineage: Eukaryota; Metazoa; Chordata; Aves; Galliformes; Phasianidae
Gene: GPSM1
Product: G protein signaling modulator 1
Exons: 14
Coding region: 101-2041 (646 amino acids)
Molecular function (GO): protein binding; GTPase regulator activity
Source: RefSeq, a predicted model, not a curated record